This is a messenger RNA of Merops nubicus (carmine bee-eater), 468 nucleotides long. RefSeq names its product mal, T-cell differentiation protein (gene MAL). Gene Ontology annotation, biological process: myelination. Bases 1 to 468 code for a protein of 155 amino acids. The transcript has 4 exons. Gene Ontology annotation, molecular function: structural constituent of myelin sheath. Gene Ontology annotation, cellular component: membrane. Lineage: Eukaryota; Metazoa; Chordata; Aves; Coraciiformes; Meropidae. The record is from RefSeq and is a predicted model, not a curated record.
AUGUCCUCAGCAACUUCCACCACGGCUUUGCCCAGCGGCCUGGGUGUCCUAACAACUUUCCCAGAUGUGCUCUUCAUUCCUGAACUCAUCUUUGGGGGCCUUGUCUGGAUCCUGGUGGCAUCCUCGAAGGUCCCAGACGCCAUGCUGCAAGGCUGGGUGAUGUUUGUCUCUGUGUUCUGCUUCGUCAUGACCACCAUCCUCCUGUGCCUUUAUAUGGGUGGUGUGCACGGGGGUAGCAGCUCCUGGACCACCUUGGAUGUCAUCUGCCAUGAGACAGCAGCUCUGUUCUACCUCAGUGCUGCCGUGCUGGAAGCCUACUUCACCUAUGCCAUCAGCGGGGGGACUUUAGUCCCUGCAAUAAUGACCAUCUACCAGGAGAACGUUGCUGCUGUGGUAUUUGCAUUCUUAGCUACCCUGAUGUACGUGAUCCAUAAGGUGUUCUCACUCCUGCGAUGGAAAUCAUCCUAA